This is a messenger RNA of Oreochromis aureus, 1989 nucleotides long. It is a transcript of the gene scel, whose product is annotated as sciellin. The transcript has 27 exons. The coding region runs from base 107 to 1627 and encodes 506 amino acids. The record is from RefSeq and is a predicted model, not a curated record. Lineage: Eukaryota; Metazoa; Chordata; Actinopteri; Cichliformes; Cichlidae.
UGACAAGGGUGUGAUUGUGUAGCGUGACAGACAGGUGUUGAGACCUGAGCUGAAGUGAGAGUUUUCCAUCAAGUCAAAGAGGUUUCUGUGGAGGUGAAAUUCCAAAAUGAGCGCUUUCAAAACUGGCAAGACUUCUCUUCUAAAAGACAACAGCUGGAUCAGAAAACCAGAUGAUGAGGAUGAAAUUGUUGACCGAGAUCCAAACUUUGCCAGAAGUGUUCUAGGCCGAUACAAAUCCAAUGAAAAUCUUGCGAGCUCAGAGCCUGAAGAAGAAAAACCCACCAAAACAACCAGCACAUCUACAUCUGUGCAAGCGCUCAGCAAGAGGUUCGGUGCAAACCAGAACGACGUGAAGACCAGCCCUCUUCCUUCCACUAAGACCACCUACACUAAAAGUACAUAUUCAUCUGUGAAGGCAGAUUCGCCCACCAUCACCACCACAACCAAGACUACUGUGACAGAGUAUCCAAAGACAAGCACCAAAACAACCACAGUCACCAAGGAUGGAUCAACCACUGAGACCUCCAUUACCACCACCCAAAGCGUCAAGUCUCCUGUGACUAAAACUCCAAUCAACUCUGGGACAUUCUCUGAGCGGGUCAGGACUUCCAGCAAAGGGCAAGAAUACCAACCCUACUCACCUACCUUAACGACACCCAAAGUGACGGAGACAACUGUUACCACCACCAAAGAUACGGAGGACAAACUUUCCAACUUGAACCUCCGCUCAUCCAUCCAGGAUGAUCUGUCACCCAAAGACAGCAAAACAACUAUCUCCACAACUAAGACUGUGACAGUGAAAAGCAGCACAGACACAAAUGCUCAAGACCAACUCUAUGAUACACUCAUUCCCAGUUCAAUCAAGGAUGAUGACAGCAAAUCACUUGUGUCCACUACUAAGACUGUGACAGUGAAAAGCAGCUAUGAUGAUGAGGUUUUCAAAACUACAACCCCCACAAAGACUUCCUUUAAAGCUGAGGAUCAACUGUAUGACACCCUGCUGCCCAGUUCCAUCAGAUCUGAUUCCUCUCCCUCAAUCAGCAGCUCAAGCAUCAAAAAGACAGAGACGGUCACUGUGGAGAGCAGCAGAGGAGGAGAAAGCCCCUCUCUGAUGUCACCAUCCUCUACCCGCAGCCUCUCCAGCUACAGUUCAUACUCAAGUGAUAUACCCUCCACUCGCACCACCUCCUACACCAUAACUACCAGUGAUGACUAUAACAGCAACCGUAACACUUACACUUACUCCAGACCAGACUCCAGUUAUGAGUACACCAGUAUCACAAGUCCCUCUGUCUACACUUCUACAUCAUACAGGAGCCGCAGCAGAUCAGAUGAUAUUCUGUCAGAUCCAAUCUACUCAAAGUCCUCUGUGAAGAGUUCGUAUGCCGCUCCUGAAAGGACAGUGCUGGAGAAAGACCUGUGCACAAUCUGCCGCAAGCCCUUCACUGGUGAUGCCAAGAUGGUCCUGGAUGACAUGAAUAUGAAAUGCCAUGCUUCCUGCUUUAAAUGUGAGGUGUGUAACAUUACUCUGGGUAAUCUGAAAGCUGGGGACAGCUUGUGGAUUUACAAGCGCAUGGUACACUGUGAGAACUGCUUUGAGGUCACCAAAGAAAAAUGGCGGCGCUGAUGCUCCAAAAAUACUUCAUGGAUUAUUGAUUAUCAGCUUUGGGUGUCAUGGGAUCUCCUGGACUUGCAUUACAAUGAGCUGACAAAUCUUUAUCUGGGUGUUCUGUGAAAUGACAGUUACAUUUUAAUAACGUGAAUGCAGUAUAUAAUAAAAUAUAUAGUAGCUGUGUUGCCUUGAUAUUGGUGUUUCUAUGUCUACCUCUAUACAACAUAUCAGCUCUUAUUGUCUUUGGGUUGCAUUUUGUAGGGAAACUCUUCUUUCUAAUAUGAAACAUUGCAAUAUUGAGGGCCGGGGGCUUUUUCUUUGUGCAAUAAAAGCUAUAAAGUGUCUUUAUCUAAUAAAAUAAAAAAUAUUCAACUUCU